AUGCUAGGCGUUUCCGCAACUCCAGCGCCGGUGGCGCUAGCCGGUGGCACGAAUCUCCUCCCCACUCAUACUGAUCCGCAGCUCCCGUCGAACCUAGGCAUGCCCGUGCCAGGACGGGAUGUCUUGGUCCGACAUGGAGCUUUAGAUGAAGAAUCAGGCUCGGAAGUGCCUGGCGAAGGACAGGUGCUGAGCCAGGACUCAGGUCAGCCGCCCUGGCAUCAGCCACCGGUCCUAUGGAACGACUCGCCCGUCUCUCUUCCCGCUGUGGUACCGACUAUGAGUGCGCCUAUGAUUAACGUAUCCAUGGCAACGCCCGUUCCACAGGAAUCUGAUAUUUCGACCUCCCUGCCAUUUUCGUCGGAUGAUGCCAAAGGACAAGGCUACCCUUUCUACACGUCGGAUUCUCAGUCGUCUAUGACCGGCUCACCUGUCGCAGGGUCCAAUUCGGACACGUCUCAGUCGGGUUGGGAGCCUGUCAUGUAUCCCAAUGACCCCGCUGCUACGAUGGGUCCCAUUUCGCUCCACCAGAACCAUCGGCAGCCCCACAAUGAACACUUCAAAGGGCUCUUGAAGCUGGAUGUCAACAUGGGAUUCACAGGUGACUGUAAGAUGGAGUCGCCAACGACAAUGCUUCAUCCAGUUGGGCCUGGUUGGAAGAAGCGCCGCUCUGCCUCCGAUGUGGGACCACGAACGCCUUCCCUUCUGGGCCCCACGGUCGAUGCCUUUACGUCCCCGAUUGAUGACCUGUCGUACUUGAUCCAUUCCAUGGGUGGUAAGACGAGCCCUCGCGAGAUGACCGCGCCCAGUAUGGCCUCUACGGCGUCCGCUCCAGGGAUCAACUUUGAGUCGCUGACUCUGCAGGCAGAAGAAAGCUCUCCGUCUCUCCAAGCCCCGUUGUCGCCCUCCCUCAAGCGCGAUGCCAAUUCGACAGAUCCAACAUUUGCUUCGUGUAAUAUCGGUGUGCCUUCUCAGGAGAUGACACUGAAUCCUUCCUUGAUUCAGACACCUCCCAAUGAUAUGGUCCGAAAAUCAGACAUGCAAGUAUUCCAGGAACCCGGCAUAUAUGCGGAUGCCAACGAAGAAAACUUGGCAGGCCCUGUGCGCCACGGGUCGAAAAGUCCGCGGCCGCUGAGCCCCUAUCAUGCGUCGACACGCAGCGUUACGCCGGAAUCGGAACACAGUUUUGACAACUCCAUUCAAAACGAGGCAGCAGUGAGAAUGAUGCAAUGGCGCUUUCCUCUUUCGGGUUCGCAUCAGUCGCUGCACCCUAUGGAUGCAUACGGGCCAGCGUUGCACCAAGGCGUUAGAUUUCCGUCCACAUCCAGGAACCCUCGACGUCACUUACGAACCUCGGUGUCAGAAGACUUCCAAGGACGCACGAAGCAUGGCUCGUUGUUUCCUGUGGCUAACUCAAUGGAUCUGAGGCAACAUGAGCUUCCAUUCUUGUCCCCGUUGCAGCGGCAUCAGGCUAGUUCCAUGUCAUCAGACAUGGUGAAAUGUCAAUCCUCGCCUGGGCGGCAAGUAAGCCAAGAGGUUCCAUCGACUACAGGCGUGAGCCUCUCGUCGCUAGAGGAGUAUAACACGCUUGUUGAUACGCAAGUCGAGCCGGACUCGUCACCGCGUAAUGCGAACCAAUCCUCUAAUCGACACAGUCCUCGAGAGAACAGCGAGACGUCGUUCCACUCAGCCUCUCAAACGCGCACACCUGUGGUAACUACGUCCGCCUCACAGGCUGCGUCGGCUUCGCGACGCAAAGCCGAGGCACUUUAUACGUGUCCCUUUCCAGACUGUGGCUCUACGUUUACGAGACAGUACAACCUACGGGGCCAUUUGCGUUCGCACCUGGACGAACGUCCGUUCAAGUGCGAGUGGCCAGGGUGCGGCAGGAGCUUUGCUCGGGUGCAUGAUUGUAAACGGCACCACAAUCUGCACUUGAACAUUAAGCCGUAUCAGUGCGAGGGCUGUCAGAAAACGUUUGCGAGGCUCGAUGCCCUGAACCGACACUACAAGAGUGAGGCAAGUACCUGCGGGAUCAAGGCUGCCGACAAACUGACAAAACCCUCUUAA
This is a messenger RNA of Malassezia sympodialis ATCC 42132, 2067 nucleotides long. Its product is annotated as C2H2-type zinc finger protein. NCBI's taxonomy places the organism in Eukaryota, Fungi, Basidiomycota, Malasseziomycetes, Malasseziales, Malasseziaceae. Gene Ontology annotation, biological process: regulation of transcription by RNA polymerase II. The record is from RefSeq and is a predicted model, not a curated record. Gene Ontology annotation, molecular function: RNA polymerase II cis-regulatory region sequence-specific DNA binding; DNA-binding transcription factor activity, RNA polymerase II-specific. Gene Ontology annotation, cellular component: nucleus.